Molecule: messenger RNA, 5536 nt
Organism: Sarcophilus harrisii (Tasmanian devil)
Lineage: Eukaryota; Metazoa; Chordata; Mammalia; Dasyuromorphia; Dasyuridae
Gene: RASD2
Product: RASD family member 2
Exons: 3
Coding region: 362-1162 (266 amino acids)
Molecular function (GO): GTP binding; GTPase activity
Source: RefSeq, a predicted model, not a curated record
AGCCAGGGCAGACACACCCCCACCUCCGCCCCCCCUCCCCACCCCACCUGCCAGUCCCCGGCUGCCGGCUUUAUUCGCUCUGCUUGUUCGAGGAAGAAGCCGACUUGGGGAGGCUUCUCAGAGGCCAGCAGCGCCCUCGGAGCGCGCCCCAUGGGGCUCAGGGCUCCGGAGCCUUCGCACCCGUCUCCGUCGAUCCAGGCUCGCCCAGCAGCCGAGAGACCCCGGGGCCAGUGACUCGCGACCCGGGCGAGAGCAUCCGAUCGGUCGCCGGCCGCCCCGCAGCCUCCCACGGGUUUCAGGACAAACCACUGUCGCUGCAUCAGGGGGUCGGGACUGCCCCCUCCACACCCAGCCCCAAGCUAUGAUGAAGACGACGUCCAGUGGGAACUGCGCGCUGAGCGUGCCCGCCAAGAAUUCCUACCGCAUGGUGGUCUUGGGGGCCUCCAGGGUGGGCAAGAGCUCCAUCGUCUCGCGGUUCCUCAAUGGCCGCUUUGAAGACCAGUACACCCCCACCAUCGAGGACUUUCACCGAAAGGUUUACAACAUCCGGGGGGACAUGUAUCAACUGGACAUCCUGGACACAUCAGGCAACCACCCCUUCCCAGCCAUGAGGAGGCUGUCUAUCCUCACAGGAGACGUCUUCAUCCUGGUGUUCAGUCUGGAUAACCGAGAGUCCUUUGACGAAGUCAAACGUCUCCAGAAGCAGAUCCUCGAAGUCAAAUCCUGCCUAAAGAACAAGACCAAGGAGACGGCCGACCUGCCCAUGGUGAUCUGCGGCAACAAGAACGAUCACGGCGAGCUCUACCGCCAGGUGCCCACCACCGAGGCGGAGCUGCUCGUCUCAGGGGAUGAGAACUGUGCCUAUUUCGAGGUGUCGGCCAAAAAGAACACCAAUGUGGAUGAGAUGUUCUACGUGCUCUUCAGCAUGGCCAAGCUCCCUCACGAGAUGAGCCCCGCCUUGCACCGCAAAAUCUCGGUCCAGUACGGAGACGCCUUCCACCAGAAACCCUUCUGCAUGCGCCGGGUGAAGGAGAUGGAUGCCUACGGGAUGAUCUCCCCGUUCGCCCGCCGGCCCAGCGUCAACAGCGACCUCAAAUACAUCAAGUCCAAAGUCUUGCGGGAGGGCCAAGCCCGGGAGAGGGAGAAAUGCACCAUUCAGUAGGAAGAGAGGUGUCAGGAGGGCAGCCCACCCAAGCAGUGCCUUAAGGGAGAUGGCUCUGGAGGAUGCCCCCAGCCGUGCCAGGAGGAAGUGAGGGGAGUGGGCAGCCAGACUGCCCUCUCUCCCCUUGCAGUUGGGAACCCAACUGCACUGGCCACAAGGGCAGCAGCCCCCUGGGCUCUGUAAAUAUUUCUGGGUCUUCUCUGUCGCCUCCCCUCCCCCUCCGAUUCUCCUUUUUUUCUUCCUGGGAUCUCCGACUCCCUUCACCUGGCAGAAGAGGGUCUCUCUGGCAAGGAGGAAACAGGAGAGAUCUCAGCUGGGAAGAGGUGGAUGCUCACUCUCCGCUCCUACAGGAGGCUACCUUGUCACACACAAUUCCCACGGGCCUUUCUCCAGAACUCAAUCCAACUGAGCCUCUGAACUGGAUUUCUCUCUGGGUCUGGGGACGUUUGGGCUGUCGAGGUCGAAGUCCUCAGCUUUGAGGAGGGGUGCUCUCCGCAGGAGAGAGGUGACCCCUCCCCACAAAUUUGUGAUCUUAUUUUCUGCUGUUGAUUUUUUUCUCUCCUGAUGAUCCCCCUUCCCCACCCCCCAACCAAAGUAGUCAUGUUUGUGUGUUUGCUAUGAAGUGUGUUUGAUGUACCAAGAACAUUUAUCUUCUGAAGCUUCUUGUUUUUAAUCAUUUGUCCUUAUUCCUGUGGCUGUUGCCCCUUGGAUGAGGAUAGAAAUGGACUCCCACAUCAUCGAACUGGACCACCAUCCUUAGCCAGGCCAUCUGCCACCUGUUCCCUUGGGGAGCAGGGGACGCCCUCCCCAACAGCCCCACAAACCACCUGCCCCUUCCACAAACCGGGCCCCUCCCCCAGGUCCUUGCAGAAGCAGCUCAUCCUAACUUCUCUUCCCAGUGGCGGUGGUCUUGGACAGUCUUUCUCUGCUAACUUACCUGAUUCAUAAAAGGGGUUCCUUUCCUUUUUAGACACAGAUUUGUAAAGAUUCCCAAGAGAGGUUCCAUGGAAAAGUCAGGGGAUUUGGAGGCAGGGAAAUCUCAGCUGGAUUCCAGCUUUCCCACUUAUUGAUCAUUAUGACCUAGGGCUAGUAGUCAUGUUUACUCUGUAUACCUCAGUUUCCUCAUUUGUAAAAUGAUGAGAUGAGUCUGGAUGCCCUCAAAAGCCCUUUCCAACUAGGAUUUAAAAAAAAACAAACAACUGCCCAUCCAAUAGUGAUUUAUUGUUUGCUAAGUGUUUUCCUCGUGAGGGAAAAGGAUGGGAAGUAAGUGUAAGAAUCCCCCAUUUUCCAGAUUAGAAAGUCGAUACUUAGAAUGGGCAACUGACUUGACUGGGGUCAUAUUGCAAAGUGGAGAAUUGAACUGAAAUCUUCUGAUCACAAUCCCGGGGGUUCUUUCCAGAGCACCAUCCCAAGAACCCCCAUCUUAUCCCGAUGGGAGUGGCCCAUGUGGACACAAGGGGUAGGAUCCACCCAUGAGUUUGUGGCAAAGGGAGGUGCUUUAUGAUUGAAUUUGAUUAUAUUCCUAAAUUUGAAGCUCCGGAGAUCACAGAUUUAGAGAACCGUGGAGUUGGAAGAGACUUUAGGGAUCAUCUAAGCCAAUCCUUUCAUUUACAGAUGGAGAAACUGAGGCUGACAAAAUCCUUCUUUCUCCUGCAUUUUAAGGUUUACAAAGCACUUUCCUGCUGAUGACUCAGGAAGACUGUGCAAGCAUUAAACAAAAACUUCAUCUUAUAGAUGAGAAAACAGAGAUUCAUGUGGCAGCUGAGAUUUGAACCCAAGUGUCCUGACUCCCAGCAAAGAGAAUCAAGAUUCUAGCUCAAGUCCUCUGAUUUCAGAGGAAAAGGGACUGGAUUUGGAAUCACAGGACUUGGUUUCAAAUCCUAGUUUGAAACUUACAUGGGCAUGGAGGAUUAAUUUAACUGCUCUGAGACUCAGUUUCCCCAAAUGUAAAAUGAGGGAAUUGAACUAGAGGGAUCUUUAAAUCUGUGCUCUUACGAUUCAAAUACAACGUUCUUUCCAUUUCCCUCUGCUUUCUGGCUAAGACCAGAGGACUGUGGGGUGGGAGGGAAUGACUGACCCAGCAUCCCACCUUGUGCUUUCAGCCAGCUCUGGCCCCUUUGCCCACCCACCUGCCUACCCAGGUGCACAAAGCCAGUAAAUUGCAGAGCGGAGAUUUGAACCCGGGUCUUCUGGCCACAAGCUUUUCGGCUCAAGAACCUGCAUCAUGUCCUAAGAGGACUGUAGACUUAGAGCUAAUCCAUUUUACAGAUGAGGAAACUGAGCCCCAGAGAAGUUUCCCCUAUUUACAAGCAUUAGUUAUAGGAUGUGAAACUCUCCUGAAUCCAAAGCGCUCAGGUUCAUAGAAUUUCAAGUUAGAAAGGACCUUAGAGAGUACAUUUUAUAUUAGUCCCAUUUUACAGCUAAGGAAACUGAGGUACAGUGGUUUGACCAAAGUCACAAAGAUAAGAAGUAGUGAAACCAGAUCUUUUGACUCCAAAUUGGAAGUCUUUCCCAAGCUUAAGGUUCCCCCCUUCACAUUCGAGUUGUCUGUAUAUGGUGUAAGCACAGAUUCAAGUGGAGAGACACAUGCACACUUCAGCCCCAAUCCUAUGUAUAUUUUGCUCAUGUUGGGGAUCUCUUCUCCUGUCCCUGGGCACUGCCCCUGGGUGCUACCCCUGGGCAUCUUCUGCUCUUGGGCACUGCCCCUGGGUGUCUCCGACUCUUGGGCAUCUCCUGCCCCUGGGCAUCUCCCUGAUUCAGGCAGGUGAGUUCGCUGAGACACAAAUGCCCUCUCCAUUGGGCUUUCACCCAUUUGGAUCCGAGGGACUAAGGCCGGGGACAUUCCCACUCUUCCCCCCAGCCUCCUUUUUUUCAUGCAGUCCUGGCUGGCAGGGGCACAUGCCCAUCCAGUAACAGGACUGGGGGCUGAUUAUCGAGUUAUCAGCUGAGCCAAGGGGUCUCUCACUGCACCUCAUUAUCCCAAGGGAGAGCCGAUGGGGGUGAGCACCGGGAUCACACAGGAGGCAGGCAGUGAGCCCAGAUCUGACUCAGAGCCAGGGAGCUCUUCCUACGAUCCCGAGGGAGCAGCGCCAACCUAGUCUCGAUGUCCCCGCGUGAGGGUCUUUUGGAGACUUCACUGUCACAGAAUAAAUGCCGGCUCCCCUGGAGUACAGAUUUCUAAGCAAUUACAACAACAACAACAAUAACGGCCGUGUCCAUAGCCGUGUCAGCUGGGCACAUCUAUUUCCUCAGAAAAAAUUCACAGAUACCAGUGUGAGUGUUAUAUUCCCAUUUUACACAUGAGGAAAUGGAGGCUCACAGAGGUCAAGAUGUACAUUCUCAUACAUAACCAGGAGAAACUGGACCUGCAUUUGGGGAUCUUCACCAUAGGUCUGGCUCUGCCCACCACGCUGUCCUGUCUCUGGGGUACGAUACAAAAAGUGCCCCUGUUUGCCCCCCAGCCCACCGCCCACUUUGCCCCAAGGAGGCCCCUGGGGCUUUCUAACUGCCUCCCUUCCCCCACCUCUCCAUCUCCCCCAAUGUAAAUAUAUACUGUGGAUAAUUAAAGCUGACUUAUUUAUAAACCUCUCCCUUGCCUUGUAUUUCCUCUCCUCCCCAGACCAGACUUCUCAUCUGGGUCUCAAACACAGUACAGGUCAGGGAAGCUGGGAAGAUAUUGUUAAUGAUAAAAAUAACACUAUUGAGAAUAUUAAUAUUGUUUAAAGUAAUAUUAUCCAGGAUAUUCUUAAUGUAUUUGAAUGUUGUUAAUGAUUAAGGAUGCUCUUAAUUGUUAUUAAUAUUAUUCAUCAGUAUUGAGAAUAUUUUUAAUAUUUAUAACUCUUGUUAAUAUUCUUAAUACUAAGGAUUUUUCUCAGGCUGGGUCUUAAUCGCCAAUAGCCUGAGAAUUGGAGGGGACCUCAGAGGGCAUCUUCACCCCUUUUUACAAAUGGGGAAACUGAGGCCCAGGGAAAUGAAGAGGUUCGUUUAAGACCAUAGAGCAUUAGAAGGUUGCUCCUCUGACCUCGGAACCCGUGCUUUUUCUUUGUCCCACUCUUCUUCCUCAUGACCUUCCCACAUCCUGCUGGUGAUGCUCUUUUCUCUAGCUCUCCCAUUGUGACAAUCUCAAGCAGACCAGACGUUGGGAUCCCAUCGAGCUUUUGGCUUUCGGCUCCCGAUGUCGGUGGCGGCCAGAGGGGACACUGAGCUAGUUCUCUGUCGUAUGUGCGAUAUAAUACAGUGUGAUAUGUCACGGCCUGGGUGUACCACCACUUAGACUGUCAGCCCUCUGAGGGCAGGGAGCCAGUCUAUCUGUGUGCUCUGUAUAGCGUCUAGCCCUACUGUGAGGAGCUCAAUAAAUAUUGAACUGCAAGACCA